Molecule: messenger RNA, 2191 nt
Organism: Dermochelys coriacea (leatherback sea turtle)
Lineage: Eukaryota; Metazoa; Chordata; Testudines; Dermochelyidae
Gene: EPDR1
Product: ependymin related 1
Exons: 3
Coding region: 1-1017 (338 amino acids)
Biological process (GO): cell-matrix adhesion
Cellular component (GO): extracellular region; lysosome
Molecular function (GO): calcium ion binding
Source: RefSeq, a predicted model, not a curated record
AUGCCCGGCGGGCUGCAGGCGGCCCUCUGCCUCCGCAGUCCUCUGCUGGCCGGAGAGAGAGCUCACACGGCAGCCGCCCUUGCUCAGCAUUGCACCCGCUCCUGCCUCCCUCCCCGCUGCACAAUUUGCUGGGCCCUGGCUCCGCGCCUGCCGCAGCCGCAGUCAGCCAGACCCGCCUUCGCCUUCCCGGGACAGCGACGCAGCAGGGGCCAGCGAGCGAGCGGCGGCAGCUCCAGCGCCUCAGCCGGCCCGGCCUUUCUCCCCUCCCCCCGCCCCUUCACCCCACCAGCGCCUCGGGAGCCGGGCUCCGGGCUCGCGCGGGCACCGAGGAUGGCGCGAGGCGGCGGUUGCCUGGGGCAACCCCGGCUGCUGCUGCUGCUGCUGCUGGGCGGCCUCCUGUGCCGGCCGGGCUGGCUUCCGCUGGCGGCCGCCCCGCAGGGCCGCGCUGGGCGGGGGCAGCCGCCGGCCCCGUGCCGGGCGCCGCUGCAGUGGGAAGGGCGCACGGUGGCGUACGAGCACAGCGGCGGCAGGAACACCAGGGCGGCGGUGUCCUACGACGGCCCCAGCCAGCGCCUCCGGCUCCUGGAGGAGAGAAAGGGGCUCAUCCCCUGCAAGAAAUUCUUUGAAUAUAUAUUUCUCUAUAAAGAUGCAGUGAUGUUUCAGAUUGAACAAGUCACAAAGCUGUGCUCAAAGAUUGCUCUGACUGAGCCAUGGGAUCCUUAUGAUAUUCCUGACAACUCCACUUAUGAAGAUCAGUACUACAUCGGGGGGCCUGGAGAUGAAAUUAUGGUACAGGAAUGGUCUGAUAGAAAACCAGCCAGGAAAUUUGAGUCCUGGGUUGGCGUUUAUACAGUCAAGGACUGUUACCCAGUGCAGGAAACCUACACCAAGAACUACAGCGUGACCACCUCCACCCGCUUUUUUGAUCUACAGCUGGGUAUUACUGACCCCUCUGUGUUUACCCCACCCAGCACCUGCCAGGAAGCCCAGCCAAUAAAGAUGAAAGAUGAAUGCUGAUUAUGGACAAUGGGUUGCCACAUGCAAACAAUAACAUGGAGGAUAAUUAUUAAUAAUCCGCAACUGACAUGUAACCUGAUUUUCAACCUGAUUUUUGCUCUUUUUGGAAUUGUGAUUUUUCAUUUGAAAGAGAACACAAUAUUUAAUUGAACAGGAAGGUAAGGUGUGUAACAGAAAGGAUAUCUUUAUUUCAGUGUUUCACUAAAUUAAACUCUGUUCAACGAUGCACUUGGUGUGUUUGUUACUGAAGAAGAAAUGUUUAUAGGCACUAUUUUAGCUGUGAAUAUUUUUUGAAAGUUUCAUUAUUUAAUAUUUUAAAAUACCAACACAAAAGUAUAUUGUGCUCCUAUUAACAUAAAAGAAAAGUUGUUUGGAGGGUUUUAUGGAGUUGGUAAAAUAUAUUCUGCUAAGAGCUUAACCGUAACCAUAAAAUGGCAUAGCUUAAAAAGACUACAUCAGAAUGAUUAAAUGCAUUCUCUUGUUUUUUUUAUCCUUGCUCUUCAAAAAGCUGUCAGUCAAGUGUACAGGGGUUUGAGGUUGUUGGGUUUUUUGCAAAGAAACCAGAGUGACUAUUCAUAUAAUACGAUAUGACUGAUGUAAUACUUUAAUGAGUGGAAAAUAAAAAAUUAAGCCAAAGUUUUUUUACAUUUACUAAUCCUUCAGUGAAGCCUUUCUGAUUAGACAUUUUUCUGUUUUAUUCAUUUCUAAUUCAUGCUUUGUCAAGGCAUUUUUGCUUUUAACCUAUGCAAGGAAAUUAUUAGAUGCUGCAUGCUGAAUUGCUAUAAUUGUCUGUAACUCCUAUUUUCAGAAGUCUUUCUUUUUUUCAGAGAGUAUGAAAGGCCUUUACAAUUUCAGGUAGAAGUAAAAAGCACCUGCUCCUGUCACCUAACUAGUCAAAGCUAUAUUAAUGCACAUACAGCUCCUCACAUUGCAAUUCAAAUGAAAAACCUAAAUGUGUGACAAAAGGGAAAAUGGUAUUUUAAAGGCCUUUUGCAUGGUAUGAUUACAAUGCACUAUGAGCCAAACACGAAUGACAAUCCUGCUUUUGUUUGCACACAUUCCUUUGAUCCCUGAACAUGUUCAUUGUUAAAUCAGCAUUCCAAAACAUUAUCAUCCACAUAUAGCUAUUUGCUGGUGGAAGGAAUGAGAGCUUAGUUAUAAAUAAAUAAAUAAA